UUGCGGAAAAUCUCUCGACGCGUUCGAUUUUUUUCUCUUGGUCCUUCAGAUUUUCUUCUGACUUUUCUUCUUCCUCUUCUUCUUGCGGGCCGAGCCCGUCGAGUCGGGAGGUAGGGGAAGUAGAGCUUUGGACGAUAACGAUGACGAGGGUCUGUUAAUUAUGCCCAUUCCAACCGCAGGAGCAGUUCGUCUUCUUCAUUGUCGAGGUUUUUGUUCCGACUUUUCAAAAUCGAGGUCGGGGGUUCCGUCGAGAGACUUGGUGCGGGUGAUACAUGAACCUUUGUCCCUGUCUUUGCUGCGUGUUGAGGUUUGGCACCCCUGUCCCUGGAAUCCAACGAUUCAAGAACUGACCUGAAUACCUCUUGUUCAAAUGCAUCUAGAAUCAUAGGGCUGUUAAAGUCGGGCCGAAUGUGCACAAGGUCAUUUGUCUGAGCCUCUGAGGAAGAACAGCACACGCACAAGGAGGACGAUAAGCAAUUUGUCCACAUUGUGGACUGCACAGUAGACUGCACACUCGAGACGUUGUGGCGUGGAGUUUAGUGGAAGUGGUGCCAGCAGCGGCGAAGGAGAACAUGGAGUAGACAGAAGGUAAAGGUAAUGGUUACUAUAGUUAGUGACGAGUUAGUGACGGUGAGAUUUGUCGACGAGCUGUGAAGCAAUGAUAUGACUACAGUUUACCACAAAACCUAACUGUUACGCAGUUGAGUUUCGCUUGAGUCACACGACUGUGACGGUAAGGCACGAACGGUGUACGUAUUAAGGGCCCCGGCCGUCAGCCCGGAGGCAUACGGUCGAGGUGGCCCUUGACUGCAGUACAGUAAGCUGGUUAGUGGAGGGUUACCACGUUGCCCUUAGCGAUACAGGGACUCAACCCUAGAUGCUUUACAGAAUGUUGCGGUUCUUACGACGUAAGGUGAUGAAGGCCUCUGAACCCUAGAGUAUUCAGAGGGUUCGCCUGAUUGAGGACGGUUUCAGCAAUUGCUUUGGUUUUGCUCGAAGACUCGGAAGGGUUUAGGGGAUUCAGAAUUCGGAUUUGGAUUCGUCAGCGUUGUAGCAAUGGGGAAGAAGAAAUUUAUCGACAAGAAGAAGUCUGCUACCUUCACGCUCAUCUAUCGCGAGUCCGAGGCGGAUGACACCUCCGAAGCCCCGAGCAGGAUUUUUACUCGUGUGGAUGGAGGAGACGGAUAUGUGAAGGGUUUUUCGGAUGAUGAUCCUAGGUACUUUAUGCAAUCUGAGUGUGGAGACGGACCAGGAGAUCGAGAUGCUAUUGAGGAAGGAAGCGACGGGGAGGAAUUCGAUUCGGACGGUGAAGAGGAGUCGAGAUUUGACGAUGCUGAUGAGGAAAGCGGGGAGGAGGAUGUCGCUCCAGCCCCUAAGAAACGCAGCAGUGCGCCAGCGGCUGCUAUUCGGAAAGGGCUCUCAGCGGAGAAGAGACGGGAGUUGAUCGAGAUGGGGUAUCCUGACGAUGGGUAUGACUACUUGCAGCACAUGCGCAAGAUCGGGACGUCGGGAGUCGGUUCCUUCGUUCCGGCAACGCGAGUUGAGCUCAAUUCCCUGCGUGCAGAUGUCAAGGCUUACGAUGCCACAAAAGUACAAGUGCAACCUACUGAUGAAGACAGUAAGGAUGCUGAGCGAAAAGCGAUUGAACUGGUGAGCUCAAACACCCGACCGGUGAGGAAGCCACUCCUGAAGGAAGGUGUACUUGACAAAGAUAUUAUCGCUGCCCUUGAGGACAGUGACGGAUCACAAUUUGAUUCCGCUGAUGAAUUGGAGGAUGAGUUUGUCAUACUUGCCAACGAUGGAGUCGAGGAGCGAGGCAGUACGGCAAAUGGAGCGUCUGCCAGUGGUCGUUCUUUAAAUGCAGGUCCAAAAGCGAAGCAGAGUCAUGUUGAGGAGUCUGAUGAGGAUUUUGACAGCGAUGGAGAUUACGAUGUUGACGGGGUGGAUUUUCCCCGAAAGGAGAGACAAGUACGCGUCCUGGAUGAGCAAUUCGAGACGUUGGCCCUUCGGGAGUAUGAUAUCAAUGACUUUGGCGAGCUAGAUGAGGACGAUCCAACGACAAGAGGUCGUUCUGAUAUUUCUGAGUUCAGUAGUGUCUUGUCGGAGUUCCUCACGGACAAGCAGUAUUGCAAAGAAAGAUACGAGACUCCGGCGGAGGAAAUCAAGAAAGAAGUGCUCACCAUUCCCUCCGCGGCAGAUAGAGCGAUCGGAAGUAGCUUCGAUAAGGAUGCCAAGAGUAGUAUGAUAAUACAUUCAGGAGUUGAUGAUGCUGUAAUUAGGAAAACAUUAGAGUAUAGAAGUGAUGACGAUAAAGAAGUGGUGACGGAAGAGGCAAGUGAUGAAGAGAAAGAGCAUUGGGACUGUGAAACUAUAGUGUCCACCUUAUCUAACUUGGACAAUCAUCCCGGUAAAAUUAGCGCACCCGGACCAAUGAAACAUAGGAUUAAGCUUCAGGAUUUGGAAAAGUCUGAUACGGGAAUAAUUCGUCUAGGUGGGAAGCAAAAACUUCCUCUAGAUUAUCUGCCCAAGAGAGCUCUUGCACCGGUCAAGGAGGAUGAAAAGCUCGCUGUUAGCGGGAAGUCCGAGUCGUCUUCUGAAGCUAAGAAAACACUAUCUCGCGCGGGCGAGACCCCCGAGGAGAAAAAAGCUCGAAAGGCUGCCAUAAAGGAAGAGCGCAGGCAGGCUCGAGCAGGAAAGAAGGCUUUGAAGCUGGUGUAUAGAGAGGAUGCACAUCGUGCACAACGUGGUGCUGCCGUGAUGGGACCCUCUUCAAUACACCUUCCAUAAGCAUUGUAGAACAUAUUCUAUACAAUUUAUUCAUCGACAACCCCUUUGGUAGGGGUGUCGACCCUUUCCUUCAGUGUCGCUGUAAGGGCUUCAGCUUUGGAAUUUAUGAUGUUGAAAAGCCGAUUCUGUUUUGGGUUGCAUCCAUGACGAAUAGUCAUAAUGGUUUCUUUCAAAAGCCACUAUCAGCCGAUCAAGGGAUCGAUGUCCGAAAUCUGUAGAGCCCACGAAAUCAGAGUUCGCUGAUUAAAGACCACUAUUCAAUCAGGACGUAUCGUUUGAAUUUUUUAUCUCGACAAGCCCUCGAUGACGGGCACAGUUACUCAAAUAUUUAAUGUACGACAGAGCU
Molecule: messenger RNA, 3133 nt
Organism: Marchantia polymorpha subsp. ruderalis
Lineage: Eukaryota; Viridiplantae; Streptophyta; Marchantiopsida; Marchantiales; Marchantiaceae
Source: the annotation of a GenBank genome assembly